This is a messenger RNA of Trichobilharzia regenti, 2044 nucleotides long. NCBI's taxonomy places the organism in Eukaryota, Metazoa, Platyhelminthes, Trematoda, Strigeidida, Schistosomatidae. The record is from the annotation of a GenBank genome assembly.
ACUUUUCAAGGUCGAGGUUAAAGAGUUUAGUGGCACAGACAUAAGUUCAAUAAUUUCAAGUGGACUUUCAUAUGUACAAGUCAGGCUAACUGUUUCUAUGUUCACUAGUUUUUGAAUUUCCUUAAAUGCAUUGACAACGUACUAAUCGACCUGCACUUUUUAACUAUUUUACUCUUCAUACGUAUCAAAACAUGCUUUGGGAGAGUUAGAAUAUAUCAAUACAAACUAUCGAGCAUAUCGGUGAAUCACAGAUACUGUUCGAAUGAUUGAAAGCAAGGUCCGAAAUGUACAAUAUAUUUUUGAGUUUCCACAAAUCACAGACUUAUUUGAUGUAUCUGAAAGACAAGGACAGGGUACAUUUGCAUCUGUUCUAGCGGUUAAAAGUAAGCAAGAUACAGAUGAAUGCAAAUACUAUGCACUGAAAAUGAUCAUACCAACUGUUGAUAUUCGAAGGAUUGAGAAUGAAGUUCGGAUUUUACGAAGACUUGGUGGUAAACACAAUGUAAUUGAAAUGCAUACAGCAAUGCGAAUUCGUGAUCAUGUCUUCAUUCUAAUGCCUUUUGUGGAUUACAUUCCUUUUACAGAUUAUUAUUUAACAGCUGAUGAAAAAGAAAUUCGACGUUAUAUGCGUGCACUUCUUUCAGCUUUAGCACAUGUUCAUAAGUAUAAAAUUAUUCAUCGUGAUAUAAAACCGACAAAUUUUCUUAUGGAUCAAAAAACACGACAAUUUUAUCUUGUAGAUUUUGGUUUAGCACAUUCUGAAGAGUUUGGUGAUAUUGAUGAAAGAUGGGAAAGAAAGUUUGAAGCUAAACAUGCCUCAGAUGAGAAAAGAAGUGAGACAAAGAAAAGAGUUUCAGACUCUACACAGUCGGAGCGUUCUAUGUCAACUGAAUCCACCCAUCGCUUAACUAUAGCCAAUAAAGAAAAUAAUCAAACUCAUAAAUGGGAUAGCAUAGACACCGGGAAUUCUAGAUACAGUUUGAAAUGUCAAUCUCAAAAAAUUGAUCAUAUAUCAUCAGCAUCAUCAUCAUUUAAAGGUUCUACUCUCUUGAAAUCUACUCAUCAACAACCAGCGUCAUCAUUACCAUCAUCAUCAGCAUCGUCGAAUACAACAACACAGACAUUAGGACAAGGUGGUGGUUGUGUAUGCGGGGCUCGACUUACUGUUUGUCGAGGUUGUCGACAAUUACCGCGAGCUCCAGCAGUUCGACGUGGUGGAACACUUGGCUUUCGACCACCAGAAGUAAUGAUGCGUCAUGUGGAGCAGACAACGGCUGUUGAUAUAUGGGCUGUUGGAGUUAUCUUUCUGUCAUUUCUUUCUGGACGUUAUCCUUUCAUGAAAGUUGAUGAUGACUUAGAUGUACUGCAUGCUUUUACGCAUUUAGUAGGCUAUGAACGUAUGCAAAUGGGUGCAAGAAGUAUUGGACGAAGGCUAGUUCUUGAGCCUAGGCCAUCACCGAUGGAGGCGAGUGAUUCACCUGCUGCAUGGCUUAAAACAAGAUGUACUGCAAUCAGACGAUAUGAGAAAAAAUUUGCCGGUUUACCUCCUCUACUCUCUAAGUCUAUAUCAACAGAGUCGAUUACUUCAGGUGGUGGUGUCACGUGUCCACAAAAUAAUACCGAAGUUGUUCAAGAUACCCCACCAAAAAAUACAAUCGCUUUAUCAUCUACGCAUAUUUUCCCCAACUCAGCUUAUGAUCUAUUGGCGCGUCUUUUAGAACCAUGUCCACGGAAACGUAUAACUGCACAUGAUGCUCUACGUCAUCCGUAUUUUUGUAGCACAUCAAAAAGUCAACGACAUUCUAGUAUACCUUUAAAAUAUCAAAAUAUUGAACAAAGUCUCCUACUUCAAAGAAGUACAUCAUCACGUUUAAGUUUUUGUGAAUCAACAAAGAGUUUGAUGCCAAGACCACAGUUUUGUUAAAAAGAAACAGAAAUGAAGUUAAAAAAGGCGCUUAGAUAUUAUGCAUAUAGAAAUAUAUAAAUUCAUAUUUUUUUUAAGUGGUACAUUCUCAUUCAGAUUAUUUUAAAACUGGUUUUUUAU